Xyrichtys novacula (pearly razorfish) is the source of this 8566-nucleotide messenger RNA. Lineage: Eukaryota; Metazoa; Chordata; Actinopteri; Labriformes; Labridae. The record is from the annotation of a GenBank genome assembly.
AUGCUCCUGAAUCUCACCACUGCCCUCACCAACCUCGAUGUCAGCAGGAACAAUUUCUCCAUCUUCCAUUUUCCACAAUGCCUCCAGGAGAGGCAGCUAAGAAGGCUCAAUCUUUCCCACUCGGGGAUCACUGAGGUUAACUCGCUUCUCUCUGCAUCUUUGGAAGACCUGGAUCUAAGUUAUAAUUCUCUGAAGGAGUUCAACAACCCACCGCAGACCCUGAAAAAGCUGGUUUUAUCCAAUAACCACCUCACAAGUCUUCACUUUCUGAGAAAUCUAUCCCAUCUCAAAGAGCUAAAUGUGGACUGUAACAAGCUUACAGUCUUGGUGGAUGAGACAAAGCUUGGUCUGGGCAUCCUGCAGCAGCUGGAUGUUCUCCACGCUGGGGGGAACUCGUAUCACUGUGACUGUGCUCUACUGCAAACCGUUCUCCUCCUGAACAAAACAAAAUUCAUCUCUGAGGACCCUGGUAUGUACCUGUGUGCCACACCGAAGAUCCUACAGGGGACUCCGAUAAUGAAAUAUUCCUUUGGAGGAUGUGUAAAGCCAGUCAGUAAAGCACAGCGCAGAUCUCUUCUCUGUUUGACACUCUUGGUGGGUUUAUUGUCACAACUGAUUUGUAUAUAUUGAUCUUUGCAGCGCGCACUGUUCAGUUGUCUAAUGAGAUUCAUUGUAGAUUGUCUAGUAUCAAUGGGUUUAGACGUGGAAUAAUUCAUUAGAAUGCAAAUGUAUUUGUUAAUCUAUAGGCUUGGCAGGUUCUGAUAAUUCUUUUUGAUUAAGUGAAUGGAGCAAUGACAUCUGCAAUUAGAUAAAACCCCAAGAUUUCACUUCUCAAGGGUCCACAACCCAACUGUAAAACAUUUGAAAUAAUUCAACCAAUAUUCACGUCUUAUACAAUGAUGUAACGUGAUGUGAUAAGAUACCACAUGAAACAAUGAGAUAUGAUACAAUAUGAUUAAUCAGACUUUCUGAUGUAAGGCAAAGUGCUGUACAUAAAAAGAAAAGGAAAAAAAUGAUAAUAACAAAUUUAAAAUAAAUUGAUAAAUGAAAUAAGUAAAUGAACAAAUAAAAACUGAAUAAAAAAAUUUGAAAACUGAUGGAACACAAUCACAAGGGGAAGAAAAAACUGCAGGUAUAAAAAAAAUAUUAAAUGUCAAACAGGAGAAUAAAAAGAGAAGAAUAUGCAUAAAAUUACGGAAUAAAUAAUAGGCCUAGAGAUGAUAUAAGAUAUGAUAUAAGAUUUAGCUACUUUACCAGUGAAAUUCAAGAAUUAAAAGAAAUAAAACAAGUAAAAACAAUUUUCAACAUCUCAUACGACAAGGGGGAAAUUCAUAUGUUUGGAAACCCCAAAAAUGGGUCAUUAUAUUCAAUUUAAUUUAUCUCAGAUAAAGUCUUUGUACUGUUUUUUUUUUUUUUUGUCGGUUCUCGUGUUGUUUGUUUGUUUGAAUUUUUCAUGUUAUUUUUGUGUUGGGUUUUGUCUUUUUACUCUGUUCUUAUGUUUUGUUUUUACUUAUACAAAUUGUCAGAGCACAAAUAAAGUUAAUAUUUUGAUUAUUAUUGAGAAUGUACUGAUAAGCCAAAAUAUGAACAAUCAAUUAUUUUAUAAUCACAAUGUGUUUUCUCUUUGGGACAUGUCUUGUACUCAGCAUUAAAAUAAACCAGGAAAAACAAAACAUGCCUGAUCUCUUUGUCUUCCUGUUAAUUCCCUAAAAUUGCAACAUUUGGAUGUACGAGGUAAACAAUUUAAUCUUAUAACUCCAGCUUCAGCAGUGAACUUUCCCUCCAUAUUUGUAACCUCACCCCGUGGAUCGUCUGCUCCAGUGAAAGCAGAUUCUGCCUCAUUAAUAUUUCAGCCUGCUUGUGUCAUGGAUCCAGGUGAUCCAGUGACUACAGCACACGUAUGCCCAGACCAGCCACUGUGAACAUGAAUCAACAUGUAAGUAUCUUUUUAAUCACAUUAUUGUAUUCAUUUAUAUCGAGUUUUGACAUUUUCUGUGUUCUUCAGCCGUGUGAGAGAGCUGAAACAGUGAAAGUUGGACUUGUUCUCUCAACAAUCCCAGGUAAAGCAGAGCAAAAAUGUCGAAUCUGUGAGUUUGCUUUUCUGUCCCCGGGGGAAUUGUGUUCAAAUGUUGUUUUCUUAUUCAUAGAGGGUAAAGACUGUGUGGUUAUUAGAGAAGACAGACGUGGAGUCGACUACAAAUUGGCAAAGGACGAGGUAAAACAUUCAAAUUCACCCCCGGCUUUAAUCAAUAUUCUGCAAUUUGCCUCCUCAAAACUCCUACUGUUUGUGAUGUGUUUUUUAAAUCAGGAGGCACAGUCCUAUUUCUUUGACCAAGUUGUGACUGUGGACAACAUUCAGGUACAAAAGAGCUUUUAAUCUCUUUGUAUAAAAAAGUUGCUGUUCAUACAAAUCCACACUGGCGUUGUUGAUCUGUUAGAGCUGUUCUUUCCUGAGCCUCUUGGUGCCUUUUUAUCGCCAAAUCCUUGAAUGUCAGUAAACUAAAAAUCUAAAUAUCUGAAUGUAUUUCUGCAGAGUCUGAGCCCUGUCCUCCUGCAGCCUCUCACUGAGGCUGUAUCCAGUGGUUAUAAUGGUGCACUGCUUAUAUGUGGAGCCUCUUCAGAAGAGAUUAAGUCUGUGAUUGACAACACAAUCAUAAAGCAGGUGGAGCCAAACACAAAACUACACUUCAAACUAAUCAGAUUUGUUAUUUCAACCGAUAAUCAUAUUCUUCCUCUCUUUUAGGUUCUUGAAAAUCUGUUCAGUCAUAUGAUACCAAAUGCAAAUGAGAACCUAUUCAUCUCUGUGUCAUUUCUUCAGGUUUGUCCUUCUAUUAAAAAGCACAAAGACUUAUUAUACUGAACACAACAUGCUUUAGGUUAACAUCUGUCGUUUGUCAAUGUCAGUUUUAUCCAGAUGGCAGCGCUGUGGAUGUCCUGAGCUCUGAUCAACAGGCUCUAAAACUUGUAGCACAUCCCAUCCUUGGAAAGUGGGCAAGCAUGAAGAUCAGAGCAUACAAUAUCAGGAUACAGACAUUUCAGAGUUUGGAUCAGAUUUUAUCUUUGUUUUUUUUUUUGUCAGUGUUGUUGUGGGCUUGUGUGAGGUGUGUGUGAGUUCAGCAGAGGAGGCCUACGCUCUCUAUGAAAGCUGCCGGGGGAACCUGAAGUCCAACACGGGCCUCAUUUUUAGCAGGUGAAACAUCCACUGGUUAAACAAACUAUGUUGUUUAUCCACGUAAUCCUUUAAUUCAACUUCUUUAAAUGGAUUAAACACCACGGCUGUUCACAAAAGAGCUCAGUGUCUUACUAUCACUUUCCGAUCCGAUUGUCACGCAGUGGAUUAAUCUGUGUGUUUUGUCAUCAGGCCGGUGUACACUGUGCUGUUACAGUUCCUUUUCUUGACCGUUCUUUGUUCCUAAAUAAGCUUAUCAUUGUCUCUUCCUGUAGAUGUAGUUCCCUGUUCUCAGUGGCUGUUGAGUGGAAACUUGAUACAGAGAAGGCGGAGCCAGAGAUCUGCCGCAGCAGACUGCAGCUGUUCAACCUGGCAGGGGGAGCCAGCAGGACCAACCUUCGAGGGUCAGAUAUGCACUGACAUACACAGAACAGCAUGUAACACGGCAACUUCAAAUGACUGCACCCAUCGCACACUAAUGGACACUGUUAGACCCUUUAACAUCAGACAUGAUACAUAUGUCAGUUAUACGGGUUUAAAUAGUCAUGCAUAUCAAUUACAUAGAUUUAUAAAAUAGUUACUCAGUUUGAUGUAUUUUGUAAUACAACAUUUCUGGUGAAUUACAGAAGGGAAUCAGCAUAAUCAAUGUCAAAGCACUGGGAUGAAGAUGUUUCCUGUGUCGUAAUGUUGGCUAUGAAAAAUAGCACCGAAGCAAACAUGACAAAGUCAAGAUCAAACUUUAUAUCUGCUUAGCCUGUUACUCAAAGCUUCUGUGUGAAGUUGGAAGCUGGUAAUCAAAAUUUAAAUUAUCAUGGAUGUCUCUGUAUGACAAACAGAUCAGUGUGCCUGAAUUCCAUGACCCAUGAAUAGAAUUAACUAUUAAGUCUUGCUAAUGAAACUAAGCUCAAUUUUAUGUAAACGAGCCUAGCAGGUUGAGGAAAAUAUGAGUCGGAUCUCAGAAAACAAACUCCUGCAACUCAUGACAGUUUUUGAGAAGUUUAGUGGUCUUGGCAUUUUCAAUGAACUAUAGCUAUUGCAGCGUUGUAUAACAAUAUUGUAUAAAAGAGUGACAUUCCCUUAUAUUUUCAAAGAAAGUUAUAUGAAGCUCAAGAAUGGAUGUCAACACAGUGGAGUAAUUUUAGUUCAACCUAAAAACAAGCAAAGAGUGUUGAAGAGUCGGUGUUGAGGCGGGCCUUGAGCCUCCCGGUAAGCAGCUACAUAAAGCCCAACCUGUUAGUCAAUUCAGCUGUACACCGAGUUUUGCAAGUCUGUGCAUAAAUCAAGGCUGAUAAAUAAUGAAAUAAUAGACGCCUGCACAUUGUGUUUAAUUGAGAAAUGAGCUACACAUUUGUAAACGUAUGACCUGGGUGUUUGGAGUUAACCUCAGGCAGACACUCCAAAAACUUUAGUCUUUUGCAUUGAAUUUUGGCGUCUUUUAUCAACACCCAAGGUUGUCACUUUGAUAUGCAAAGUACAAGUUUGUAAGAGAUAUAAAGCAGUGGGGCAGUGGAAGUAAGAACUGAAUGUUAUCCGCAGUGUUUGUCCACUAGUAAAGAUCUUGGACCACACCCAAUGUGAGGCCACAACGGACGGCAAGUACCUCCCUUUCCUGCUAAAAGAGGUCUUAACAGGAAAUAGCCAGACGGCCCUCGUGUACUGCCUCCACCCUCAAGGUUUGUGUUCCCAAGUGGGCAGUUCACACAUAACUCCUUUGACAGAGUCAUCAUUUUCUUUGUUCACUGGCCUAUCAGAUGAGGAGACCUCUGCUGUUUUGGCGUUGGCCCAAAAGGUGAAGAGUCUGGUUACCAAGGCUGUGAUUGGUCACUGGUGUCCAAGGGUAACGGAGCAAAAGAUCAGAGAUGAUAUCAUGGAUCUGAGAGCUGUGAUGAUAUCAGAGGGGGAAAAUGAAGCCCAUAAGAGCUUCAGGCUGGCAGAGCUGACCCAGAGUCUGCAGGUAAUUCAUCAGACGAGCCAAACACUGAAUCCUGCUUCCUCACAUUCCUCUGCGAGGGCUAAUUGAGUUCAUUGGUGAAAUAAAUUCUGUGAUCUCUGCAACAGAUUGUGAAAAAUCAGUCAUGGGAGAAGCGGAGGGAUGAGUCAAAAAAGAUAAAAGGCAAAGCACAGGUGUCUGGCUGAAUUUUUUUACUUUAUCUUCUUACAGACUAGUUUUAACAAAAUGAUAACUGAUUUGUGUUCCCAGCAUAAUGAAUCAAGCACCGUGUUUGGCUCUGAUUUGGCAGAGUUAUCGGACAACAAAGAGCAAAUGGCACAGCAGCGAUCGCACUAGAGAGAGUACAGACACAAUGAAAUACUUACAAGAGCAGCUGAGAGAAGAAAUGGAAGAGCAUAUGAGAGGUAAUUUGUCAUGUGAAAUAGAAAUGUGGGUCAACUCUAUAAUAGAAGGGUGUCACCAAUUUAGUGCGUUUAUCAAAUCCACAGAGGGGAAGGGGAGUGUAGAGAAAGUCCAGGAAAGAGUAACAAGAAUCCAGCAGCUCAGGGAGUCUAUACGAGAGGAGAAACUAAAGAGCGGGGCUGCUAUACAGACACCUGACCUCUGUCAGCAGGUAAAGUACUCAAUUUUACUCCUGCCAUUUUAAAUUGUGCUGUAUAUCAAUACCUCUGACUGGAUACGGUGUGUAAGAGGAUUUGUUAAUACUCUGUGAGAUUGAUGUCUGCAGGAGAAGCCAAACUAAGACAUUUAUUUUGCCAAUUAAAUGCUCAGUCUCAUUUAGAAUACAACAUAGCGCAAGAGCGGAGGAGGCAACUUAAAGAGCACCAUGGGAGAUUAAUUCAGGAGGAGGUGGAGAAGAUGGAGAGAGACUUGGCACAGGAGCAGCUACCGGUGAGAUAAUGAGAAACGCUGUUGUUUAACAUUAUUCACUUUGUGAUCUAUCUUAGCCCAGGAUGCUGAGUUGGUUUAAAUUAAUGCAAGGUUGGAUUUAUGGUGGGUAGUAGAAAACCACCACAUCUGCAACUUAAUUCUGCUAUUUCCUUGCAUUUUUUUUUUCAAUUUUGUCCAUUCCUCUGCUAGACAGAGGGCCCUGAGAGAGAGCUGCUGGUGCUGACCAGAGAGCGGCGGGUCCUGGUGCUGCAGAUGGAGGCGCUGCGCACUGAGGCCCAGCAAGCUGAGAGAGACCUGCAGAGUCAGUAUGACCAACACCAAAGAGAGCUCCACUGUUUGAGAGAGGAGAGUCUUCAGGUCAGACCUAGACUGAUAUUCUAUCACAUUUUCAUUCAAUGUCUUUUACGACUUCAUCAAAACUUUUUAUCUGCGAGAAGGAAUAGGGCUUUCAUGAGUUACCUUCACUAAAGUUAAUACUAAAGUUAAUAAAGUUAAUAAAAGAGUAUAAUAUAGUCACAGAUAUGUAGAAAUUUGUGCUUAAAUGAUGUUAGUGUUUUAAUGAUUUAUUUAACUCAAGCUCAUUGAGAUGAACUCAAUGUUAAUUGUACCUGUAUGAAAAUUAAGUGCCAUGAAAAAAUACUCUUUCCCGGAUCCUUAACUUCACUCUUGACAUGUUAGAAAAAUAACCAAGCCCAGAGAAGUUUCAUGAAAUUUCUCUUAACAUAACAUACACCACUUAAAGACAUGAUGAAAGAGCUUGAUGCAAAUUAAUCUGUAAACAUUUUUUUAAUUUGUCGUACUUGCAAAAGUUUCAUUCAUAUUUGUCACAAACUGUGAGAUUUGUGCGAUUUAAGUUGAUAAGUUGAGUGAUAGUGCUGCAGUUCUCACACACCAGCUCUGGAGAUUUUUGUAAAGAUCUUCAAACACACAAAAGUCACAAUUAUCUGUAGUAUGGGGCCUAUUUUCAAAUCUUCUCAAACAAUGACAACUUAAAAUGGAGCAUGAGUGGAACAUUAACAAAAAUCAUUUAAAUAACUAGGAUUUUGCAGGUCAACACAGGACAACACACAACAGCUGAUACAAAUGAACACAAAACAAAAUUAAACUUUGAAAAAGUUGAUUUUACAGCCACCACUUUUUUUCCUUUUUUCUGUGUUGUCUGUACGGCUCUCUAGGUGUUCAGAGUGUUUCGUCAGGUCAGUGAAGAGCACAGAAAGAUGUCAGAGGGCAGAUACAGAGGUGUGCUGCUGGAGGCUGUGCAGGAUGCCGUCUACCUCUCUACCCAGAACCAGGAGCUGCAGGCUGAAAACAAACAACUCUGUAAAGGUCAAUGUAAAUUCCUGCAGGCAGACUGCGGGCUGUUUUUUCAUGGAUUAAACUGCCAAUAAGACUAACCUCUACAGUAAAUGUGACAGAAAUGCCAUGAGUCCAACUGAUCCAACACUUGAACACUGUUGUUUUCUUUUGCAGCACUCGGUGAGCUGAAAGAUGCUUUGGCUGUUCAAAGUGAUCCUACCUCUGGACUGGCAUCUCAACAGCAAUAAGUUUAUCACUUGAAAAUUUUAAUCAAUCAGGAUGCUACAUUCUAAUUAAUAGCAAUGACGCUCAUUUUUUGUUCACAAUUUAUUGGUUUUCAUUAACACUGUUUAACACUUUGAUAUUAUCUAUGACAUUGUUUUUGGCUUGAGUAUGUUACAACAAACUCAGCCACCAAAUCGACAGAAGCAGCACAGCACAGAUGUGUCAAACUGAGGUCAUAAUGAUGCCAUCCUGCUUCAGUAUCUCAACUUUCUUGCAAUAGUGCAAAAGAAUGAUAAAUUUAACAAUAUGGAUGUUCAAUGGCUUGCACAAAACUUCCCACAAAGCACUGUAACAAAUCUGACACAGGCUUUAGAACUUGAGGAAAAAAAGGCAAAAUAAAAGGCAAUGAAAAAAAAAAAAUCACAUUUUAAACUCAAAACACAGAAAACAGAUGUGAUAAGUUGAAUGUUUUGAUGCAUUUUGCUCCCAUGGGUCUUAUGGUCCAUUUGGUAGAUGCUAUCUGUAAUAAAGAUAAGCUGCCAGUCCAAUCAUAGAAACUGGAAGGAGGAAAAAUGGUGUGAGCUGCAGGCCUAAGAUGGCCCAGGACAACAGAGCGUUGACCAGCAUGGAGCAGGAAAUGAUAAACAGUCUGGUGAUCCCGCUGCCAUGCUUUAGCACCACAGACAUAAGGAGUCCAUUAGCUGCCUGCCCUGCUAUGAUGACCCAAACCACCCCUGAGUAUCCCUCCAAAAAGCUCUUCUCACUAGUUACCAGGGAGAGAGAGGAAAGCCCAUUGACAGCUACACCGAACAUGUAGAGGUAGAGAUUCUGCAGGCUUAAGGGCAGCUUCUGACUCUUCAGCACUCUCUCUGUGUAAACUGCUGCCAGGCCUGAAACAAAGCAGUACACCAGCACAAGGAAAAGCCCCCAAGCAGUAACGUGAAGCCUGGGACCUUCCUCGGCUACAGCUCUGACAGGGUCUCCAAGAUCCAGACUGCUGUAAGUGUGACAUACUCCAGCAGCCAUGAGGAGCC